AGAAAGGAUGUGGAGUGGGCUACUGCCUCCUGGCCUAAAUGAAAGUGAUAUUGAGUCCAAUUCUGAAGAUGAAGCCAUACCUGAGAACUCCAAGUUUAAUGUACAAGCAGUUAAGGAGGAUGGGACCAGCAGGAAACCAGAUGCCUCAGAGUUCCCGGAAGAUGGGCCAGAAACUGAGCCCGGGGUCCAGGCAAAUGCCUAUGAAGAGUGCCCUUCUGGAAUUCCUAUAAAUAUGUGGAAUAAAUUUCAAGAACUGCAUAAAAAACAUUCUGAACAGAAAAUUUCAGCCUCAAGAUUCAGAGGGAGAAAAAGAAAGCGCUCCAGAAAAGGUAAGUUGAAGAAUGAAAAAGAAUCUCAUAGUGAACAGUUCUCAAAUGAAGCCCAAUGGAAGGAGCUUACUCAGUAUUUCCGAGCCAAUGAUAGAUUUGAACCUCCUGUGAAAAAGAAAAAGGUUGAAAAGUCAGGUCUUGAAAAGAGGAUAGACCAGGCUGUGGAGGAGUGGGAUGUUGAGAAGGCUGAGGACCUCAGCAACCAGCUACCUACACGAGAGCUUGGUGUAAAAAUUGCCAAAGCAAUUGCCUGCCACAAGUUUGUAGAAGCCAAAAAGGAAGCUGAAAAUUCACAGGCUGCUCGAAAGAAGAAGAAGCUGGCAUGGGGGUUUGAAGCAAAGAAGAGAUGGGAAACCAAAAGCAACACGGGAUAUAUGUAACCUUGCAGAGCUCGAAACACUUAACAGACUCAUGUGCUCACAUUAACAAGACUUGCCUGCUUAAAUGUGUUUGAAAUUGAUAGAUGUAAGAAAUUGAUUGAAAUAGAAAAAAAUGUGCAUAAACUCUUAGGAGUUGAUUAUUAACUGUUGGACUUUUUCUGAGGAGUUUAUUCUUGAAAUGAAUGU
Molecule: messenger RNA, 895 nt
Organism: Perognathus longimembris pacificus (Pacific pocket mouse)
Lineage: Eukaryota; Metazoa; Chordata; Mammalia; Rodentia; Heteromyidae
Product: protein FAM204A-like
Exons: 1
Coding region: 8-709 (233 amino acids)
Source: RefSeq, a predicted model, not a curated record